AUGCAAAUUAAAAUCAAAAUGUACAUGGACUAAUUGGUGUUCAUCUACUAGUAAUACAUGUGCUACUUAUAAAAAUACUUAUUACUCAAUAUGUACCAAUUAUAAAGUAAAUGGUAUUCUGUGCUUGUUAAAAAUCUAAUUCAACAAUCAGAGCUUAAGUUUAUGAAGAUUAGCCAGCAACAAUUACUUCUUAUGCUUAAAGUUAAAACUUUGCUGAUAUUUGUACUACGACUAGAGCUGCUUGCAUAGCUAUUUCAACAUUUUCAUUAUAAUAGACACAAACUAUUUUAUAGCUGCUUCAACAAUUAAAGAUGGAGUAGGUAGAUACGGUUGGGAUACUACUACAAGUAAAGCAGAGCUAGAGGUUGCAGUUAUAAAAAUGGCUUAAAUGAUGGUGAAUGUAAUAGCUUCCUUUCAGGAUGUAAAGCAAAUGGACCAGGUUGUGUGAUCGGAUAUCAUAUACUGAAUUCUCUAAUAAGCAAUUCUGUUUUCAAUCUAAACCUUGACCAUGUCUUUGGGUUAAUGGAUAAUGUUAUGACAGAUGUGAAGAUGCAGUGAAAAAGACACAUUCUGAAUGCUAAGCAUUUUCACAAUUAUAUGCAACCAAUUGGAUGCUUGCAUACUUAUUACAUCCUUUGCCAGUACUACAUUAAAGGCUUCUUGAGUUUUAGGAACUGAUGGAGCUUGUGGAGGGUUACCCACUGGAACAUGCUAGAAUUCUGGAUAAUGCACAGAAGUUAUUGCUGCUGCUAAUGAUGAAUGUGUCUCUUAUGGAUCAAAAUGUAUGGCUGAUGGAACAGCAUGUAUUGCUAAAUCAACUUGUGGUAGCUACAAGACAUAAACAGCAUGUAGUA
This is a messenger RNA of Paramecium primaurelia, 854 nucleotides long. The record is from the annotation of a GenBank genome assembly. Lineage: Eukaryota; Ciliophora; Oligohymenophorea; Peniculida; Parameciidae.